This is a messenger RNA of Marchantia polymorpha subsp. ruderalis, 1497 nucleotides long. NCBI's taxonomy places the organism in Eukaryota, Viridiplantae, Streptophyta, Marchantiopsida, Marchantiales, Marchantiaceae. The record is from the annotation of a GenBank genome assembly.
CUGGAAGAUGGAACCGCAACAGUGGCAUCGCCCUCGGAACGCGACGAAGAGGUUUAGGCCUUGUGAUUCAACACUCAAAUUGUUGGUGGGGGGCGGGGUUUCACCAGAGGGAACGCGGCGAGGACGGGUGAUGAUUGGCAUUCCAGGGUGGAAGGGCAAAUUCGGGAGCUGCUGCAGUGAAAAACACGAAUACCAGAUCAAACCUGUAGUUCCCAAGACUUCCAUUAAUUCGCCUGGAGCAAAAAGCCUCCGAAAAGGUCAACCUUGCCAAAAGCAAAUUCGUCUAAUUUGCUCCGCUCAACGACCUUCUCCGCGUUGCCAACUGCAGGUGAUAUCGCACCACCACCGUCGGAAAACGACGAACAGAAUUGUUGGUGGAAAGAUGGCUCAAAACUAGUAGUUCGAUCACACGGGACAUGGUUUGUUGUUGGAAGCUUAUCUCUCUCUCUCUCUCGCCAGUUCUGGCACCCUCGUUAGUUGGUGGUGACUAGCAGACAGCAUCGACGAUUUUCAUGUCUCCUGAUGUACAAUCGAAGGACAGACAUUCACGAAAGGCUGACAUGGCUGAACUUCUUUCUAAGGCUAGGGGACGGCCAGAGAUGCCUGCGACUGUACGCCUUUGGAGAAGCCAACGAAUCGAUCUUGGGAAUCCAGAGCAGUGGAGCUCGAAAGUUGCCCCGCCACCGACAGACGUAAUCAGUGCCGAACAUUCUGUUCUUGCAGGAACCCUAAAUCCUUUGCGGGGUUCUCCGCCCUAGGGCUUCUGAUCAGGUUGCUACUGAUGCAGUGCGGGUUUCGAAGAGAACCGGAACAUAUGGAGGACAGUGGACUCUGGUUCAAUCAUUCGAGCACGCAAUGACUAAGCCUCGUCUUUUGUGUACCAGUGCACGUAGCGGCGGAUCCACAUGCACACAUCACACAUCCAAUUCUUAGAAAGGAGAUCUGUAUGAGCUGUGCCGGGUAACGAGAACGGGAUAGUUCUGCUGCUCCUAGAAAGGAGAAACACAUAAUAAGACGGAAGAUAGAAAGACGACGCUAUAACAGACCAAGCAAGAACAGACCUCCGUAAAACAAACGAAGUUUUAUGGAGGAGUCGAGGAAGUAAGAAAGAUUUUGCGAAAAAGGCCAGUAGACCACGUAGAAAUCGUACAGAGUAGAAUCAAAAAGAGGGUGGGAAGACCACUUGAAGUCAAAUACAAAAAAACGGGUAAGAUGGGCUAGGCUUCAAUGGCAUGACGAUUGGAAAUGUGUCCUAUACAAAUGCACGUAACAUCAGAUACAGCCUGUCUUCACAGAUAGAUGGUCAAAGCGCAGAACAUUCUUCUUGCCAGGGACAAAGCUAGUCACGGUCCUCAAUCACACAGCAUGCAUUAAGUAAACCCAGGAUAACUUCUAGAGAUACAUAGAGGACGUUUCGAUUCAUUGAAAUACACUUCCGUGUAAGGACGGGCUCUAUUACUAAUGGCUGGCAGACAUGCAGGUUGAGGUUUUCUGCCC